This is a messenger RNA of Doryrhamphus excisus (bluestripe pipefish), 1633 nucleotides long. Its product is annotated as RING finger protein 222. The record is from RefSeq and is a predicted model, not a curated record. NCBI's taxonomy places the organism in Eukaryota, Metazoa, Chordata, Actinopteri, Syngnathiformes, Syngnathidae.
CGCAGAGGGGGAAGACAGACAAGCUACAGCUCUGCCUUUGCUAUCAUCGCUAACAUUUUUCUUUAAUGGCGUUUUACAAGGAUGAUGCUCAGGAGGACGUGAGCGAAUGUCCAGUUUGCUAUGAGAGUCUGUGUGGUACUGAAAGGACUCUCAGCUGUGGACAUGUGUUCUGUCACGACUGCCUGGUCAAAACACUGGUGAGCAUCCACACUGAUGGAAACAUCAGGGACACCAUCGUGUGUCCAAUCUGCAGACACCUCACCUUCAUCAGGAAGCAAAAAGAUGAGCUGCUCACCUUGACAGAGACGAAUGGGGACCCAGAGGAUGGAGGAGGACGACAGACCCUGGAGGUUCCCAUGAUGACUCUACCACCACCACUGGUCCAGGUUCAGGAGACACCAGCUUCACCCACAGGAGUCAGGUGGAUUAGAAACUGUUUUCAUGGGGUUUCAGAACGCUUCCGUCGGCAGAGACUCAUCGGGCCAUGUCACAGCGCCUCCCAGAUCUUCAUCAUAAGCACCCAAGGGAGACCCAUGACUGAGGAGGACGCCUUCAGCAUGGUAAUGACUGUGGUGCAUCCGCAUCGUAGGCAUAGGUACAGACUGUGCACCACUGCCCGGUGUUUGCUGGUGCUGCUGUCCGCAUUUACAAUGCUCGCACUGGUGGCUGCAAUAUUACCAUGGAUCCUAUUGGCCUGAGAAUGAAGGACAAGGUGCCAUUUACAAAAUAUAUGAAUAUCGUCUUGCGUGGGGCAACAUUCCAAAGAGCACCUGCUGUUUUCUUAUGUUGCAUUCAUUGCCUGUCCUAUCCAUACUGUACUGUAAGUAAUGAAGUGCAACCUUGAAAAUACUACAAUACAAUGCAAGAAAAGUUGUGCCGACUCCCAAUGUUGUUGGACACAUGUUUCCAAGCAACAGGAAAACGUGCCAGCAUCAUGUUUUAUCAUCUCAGGAGAUUAUAAAGCUCCUAUUUUAACUUUGUGUGCAGCUCAAGUGUUUAAAUUAUCGAUGAUGCACCUUCAUCUGAAGGAGAUGCUGCAAGGCGAUACACCCCACCUAACAAUAGUGUAGCAUUGAAUUACCCCCAACAGAUAAUUUGAUCUUUGCUGCUAUACAGAACAUUAUUGUGGCUCUUUAAAGCUCUGACUUGCAUUACACAACACUGAGAUUCAGACACAAACGUUUCCUUGUGUGUCUAAGAAGCAUGCAUCCCGUCUGGCCAGUCUUACUUGUUACAAACUGAACCCAACAUACCUGCCUUCUCUGCAUGUAGAGAAGGGGCAGGUUGAAAAUAAUAGCUUUCUCUCUUCACAAACUUGUUGCAAUUCAUUAAUUGAAUAGUAAAAAUCACAUUCUCUGUCAAUCACAAGUGGAAAGGAACUGUGGAAUAAAGUGAAGCUACUAUUUGCAGAGCGAGUGAGCUUUAGUUGGUAUUGUUGAAAUUGAUAAGUGCUGUGAAGUGUUCAGUAAGCGUAUUUAUGUUAGCAAAUGUUUACAAAUGAUAUUAAGUUAAUGCCACUUUAGACUUCUUUUAGAUCAGGGAUUUCUGAAGUGGAGAACCAUUUCAUAACAAUAGUGUUCUGUAUCGCAGCAAAGAUCUAAGAUAUAUCAUUAGAUCGGACACAAAUAUAUUA